Molecule: messenger RNA, 408 nt
Organism: Meloidogyne enterolobii
Lineage: Eukaryota; Metazoa; Nematoda; Chromadorea; Rhabditida; Meloidogynidae
Source: the annotation of a GenBank genome assembly
AUGUCAUUAGCUGAAAAUAAACAGAUGAUGGAAGCAUUAUUUAAAAAAGAAAUUUAUCAUAAAAAUAAACAUAAUGAAAAUAAUCAAUGUACAGAUGACUGGACAACCUUUAGAAAUCCAAAAGAUGGGCAUUUGUAUGGUUACAAAGUUUUUGUUGAAGAUAUGAUCAAUUAUUUUCAAGCUGAACUUAGAUGCCGUUCAAUGGGUGCUGAAAUUGUAAGCAUUCACAGUGCUGAAGAAAAUUCAUUUGUUGCAAAGUUGGCAGCUCCUCUAUUGGCAGAAUGUCAAAAUAAUCCUUUAAUUUGUGCUGAAAGGGUUCCUCAUAUAGAUAAGGCACAUGAACUUCUUGACCAGAUUCUUAGAGGAUUUUGGUUUGGUCUUCAUCGAAGCCAAUUUUAUCCAUUGUAA